Molecule: messenger RNA, 5723 nt
Organism: Lampris incognitus (smalleye Pacific opah)
Lineage: Eukaryota; Metazoa; Chordata; Actinopteri; Lampriformes; Lampridae
Gene: plekhm1
Product: pleckstrin homology domain containing, family M (with RUN domain) member 1
Exons: 12
Coding region: 427-3699 (1090 amino acids)
Source: RefSeq, a predicted model, not a curated record
GUAGAAUAAGUCCUCGCCCGGCUUGCCAUACAUACGUGGGCUUGUAGUAGACAGGUGAGGGAACACCGAGUUCUCCACACGCCGGCAAACAAACCUUCAACAAAUCUCCUCCCUUUGAAGAAGAGUUUGGUGCUGUCCCGCUCCCAUGAUGCAUCGCUCCUCAACUGGCUGCCGCCCGACCGUGAGAGAUAUUUAACCAUCAAUUUGUCUUUUUUUUUACCCGUUACUGUACGAAAUUCGCGAUGGCGGAAAACGCUGUAAACAACCUAACGCCAUGUGGAAGCGUGUAUUGACUUUAACCCCUCGAAUAUAGCGGGGCUCGACGCCUUUUCUUUCUUUUCUUUUUUCUUUUUUCUUUUUUGGACCGUAGUGAAGUCAGCCAGCCCAUGUCAUGUGCCAUGUGGGAGUAAACUAUAUGUAAGCGUCAUGCUAGCCACACAGACACCAGAUGCGCUACCAGAGGCUAAGGAUGUCCAGCAGAUCAAAGAGAAGUUGGUGCUAUCACUGAAGGCCCUUCAGAAGCGGUAUGUGACGUCAGACACUUUGGUGACCAGCGAGGAUUGCGAUGCUAACCUGCUGUGCUGUGCCCUGGAAGCCAUCUUUAUCCAUGGCAUCAAGAGCAAGUACAUCCGCUUUGAGGCUGCAGGCCGGAGCAGGAAGGGGGACCGGGGACCCCUCCCUCAACCUUUCUUCUGGAUUCUGCUGAAGACUGUCACCCACCGUGAUGUGAUCACAGAGCUGGAGAAGCUGAGCUUCGUGGGCACGGACGUGGGCCGCUGCCGGGCGUGGCUUAGGUUGGCCCUUAACCACGGCCUGCUGGAGUGCUACCUUUCCUCAUUGUUCCGGGAGGGCUCUAAGCUGCAGGCCCACUACCAGCCCAGCGCUCUUCUCUUGAACCCUGAGGAGCGGGAGGUGCUUCUCAGCUACCUCCAGGGUCUGGCCUCACUCACAUUCAGCCUCUCCUACAAGUCCGCUGUGCUGAAUGAGUGGACCACCACCCCCUUGGCUCUUGCUGGACUCUGCCCCAUGUCCCAAGCUGACUCACUUAACCUGUCCCUCAAUGGUGAGGAAUUUGUCACUUCUAAGCCAGUGUGCAAGGAAUCAUGGGAUAGAGUGUCUCAGUCCUCAAGCUCAUCAGAUACGUUGGAGGUGCAUAGAGGGGGCCCAGGGGUGCUGGUGGAGAGGAGCACUGGUGUGUUGCCUGUGGGACAGACUUCCCUUAAUUCAUCCAAUUUGAGUCUAGACACGACAGGCUCCUCUCAGCUCUCCUCAAGUUUAAGUUCUGAUAGCCUCCUGCAGGGGCAGGACCCCCGUAGUCCAACUGGAGAGCAGUGGUCCUCCUGUGACAUUUAUAUGUCCCAUAAUGCCAACAGCAACAGCAAGACGUCACUUCAAGAUGUGGCGGCUGACUUCAGGGAAAGUGGCCACUGCAGUCAGGACUCCAUGCGUGAGGACUCCUUUGUCUCCAACACAGAUCCGGAACUCCUCUGUGAAGCAAACGCUUUCAGUGGUUCUGACGGAGAGACUCAUGAUCCUGCUACGCCAUUCCAAGACCUUGGGGACCAGGCCCCAGAUGCCCCACUUCCAGAUUUAGAAUCACAGUCCCAGCCAUUAUCCAACAGAGACCAGCCUCCAUUGGAAGUAUGCUUUGAAAGCUCCCCAGAAUUAUACUCAAACACUACAGCAUCCUCCGCUGUUGGGGAGCCAGCUGAGAGAGUACACACAACCGGUAUCUGGGAAGAUAAAGAGUCUGUCCAGGAGAAGAAGAAAGUUGAGAGUUCUGUUGGGAGUAGCUCAGAGCUUGUAGCAGAUACAAAUCCAUGCCGCUCCACCAGUGUCCUCAGUAGGAAAAUGUCCUCAGACUCCCUCUCGCAUUCUCAUUCCUGGAUAUCUGAGGAUGAUAUCUACAAGCCCCAUGUGGACGAGCUGUUGGACCUUGACGAGUUGUCAGUUUGUGUCAACGGGCUGUGCCCUCCCGCUCCUGAGCCUAAGGUCCCUCAGUCACCCCCCAGCGUAGUCCAUCGAAGACAAAUAGGAUUGUCCAACCCGUUCCGAGGUUUGCUGAAACUCGGCCACCUAGAACGACGGGGUGCAGUGGGGAUAUGGCGCGACUACUACUGUGAGCUGUCGCCCUUUGAGUUUCGCCUCUACCUCAAUGCUGAGGAGCGCACCUGCUGUGACAACUGCUCCCUUAUGCGUUGUGAAGAUGCUCGCAUCACCUCAGCUGAUGGCCGCUUCGAGCUGGUCUUCUCUGGGAAGCGCCUCUACCUCCGGGCUGCCAACUGUGAUGAAGCUGAGGACUGGGUUGACCGGAUAGUGGAGGCUGUCAACAAAUGCCGCCCGGUGCCUCGCCCAGACGACCAGUGGGAGGUGCUGCAAUCCACUGAAGAGAAUGGUUUGGAUGAACCCUCGCUUUCUUCCGCUUCCUCUGCCCCCUCCAGCCCUGAGAGAAACUUUUCGUCCGCAGACUCAGGUACAGGUACAGGUGCAGGGCAACAGGCUCCUCCUCUUCCACUGGAAGGAGACUGGACACGGACGGCUGAUUUGGAGCAAGAUGCUAUCAAAGAAGCUGUGCUGUACCUCUCCACAGAUGCUGAGGCUCGGACUUGGGUGCCUCUAGUCUUUUCUCUCUCCCUAGAGGCCUUAAAGGGCUUCCGGGUGCAAGAUGGGAGGAAGUUCCUGCGGCUGACCCAACCUAUUGAGGCGAUCCGGGAUGUGGUGCCUGAUGUCUCUGUAGGAGGACCAGCUUUCUUCAAACUCUUAACCUUCCGGGAUACCCUCAGGCUUAGGGCUGAGAGCCCGGAGGAGGCACGCUCCUGGAGAGCUCUGAUCCGAGGAGCACUGGACUCCUACCUGGAGAGUGGGGAGGAUGAGGACACCAAGGAGUCAGCCGUAGUGAGCCUGAAAGUAGGGGGCAAUAUCCAAAGACUGGUGCAGCACAUGCUGAAAGGGGAUGGAGUGCUGCUGACACAUCUGUGCACCAUUGCCUCAGAGAAGGGGCUGGACACACAGAGCUUCAAGUGUGCAGGGUGCCCAAAGCAGAUUGGCUUUUCCUUUGGAAAAGCUAGGUUGUGUGAAUUCUCUGGCCAGUAUUACUGUGACUCCUGUCACCGUGGCGACAUUAGCAUCAUCCCAGCUCGCAUGGUACACAACUGGGAUCUCAUACCGCGAGAGGUGUCCAGGAAGGCACUGAGGUUGUUGUCUGAGAUUGAGCAGGAGCCCUUGAUGAACCUGGAGCAGCUGAACCCUGACCUGUUGGAGCACGCGGAGCCCAUGGUUCAGAUCCACAGUCUACGGCAGAGGCUACGCUUGUUGGGAGAUUACCUGCUCACCUGCCGCAGUGGUGCGUGCAAGAACAUCCAGGCCAGAAUGGAACAGCGGACAUACCUGUUAGAAUCGAGUUAUUUGUACAGCGUUAUGGACCUACGACAGAUUGCAGAGGGCCAGUAUGAGGCCUACUUGACUACACUGGUGCAGUAUGCCUCCAACCACGUACACCACUGUGAGCUGUGUACACAACGAGGCUUCAUCUGCCAGCUCUGCCAUGCCACUGACAUUAUCUUUCCUUUCCAGUUUGACACCACUACCCGGUGUAAAGAUUGUAAGGCUGUGUUUCACUUGGCCUGCAAGGCCCGCUUGCCCUCCUGUCCUCGAUGCCUACGGCUCAGAAAAUACAUCGAGAGAGAUUUGCAAGACUGAACCAAGGUGGCUCUGCGUGUCCUACUGGGCUUGCCAUAGCAGCACAGGAGGUGCCUUUCCCAUCUGUUCCACAAGAGCCUAGAAGCUCACAGAUGGAAUGAUAUAAACAAAAGAAAAAAUAUUGAAACUCUGCACCUAGCUUUUACAUAAACUAACCUCAAGUGCAAUUAUGAAGCAUUGACUUGCCUGCCCUUGUAGUCCUGAAGACAUGGCUCUACUGAAAUGGAAGGUAUAAGAACCUGAGGGAUACAGUAGCACAGCCCUCAAGUUAUGAUGAUGUUGAAAGUUUGCAGCCAUCUCUUAGAACUUGUGCUUUCCAUACCUCUAUGAAAAUGUCUGCCAAGAAUCUUACGUAUGUUCAUUUUGGAGAGGGGAGCAUGUUUCACAUUGUUCUCCUGUAACAUGUUCAUAAAUGCAUUUCCUUUUACUCAUUACGCCAUGUUUACAAGAAAUGGGAAACAUUCUGCGUUUGUCUUGGAUGCACAAAGAAUGUCAUGAAGUCACAUGCAUGAAGGUAUCAUUCCUGCAGUAUGGAGUACAUGCAAAAAAAAAAAAAAAAUGAACAGUACUUGAAAUGUUCUAAUUUACAGACUUUGAUUAUAUUGUGCCUUCAUUUUUAUUUAAGCUUUGUACUGUUUGCUCACAGUUUCACUAAAUUGGUGCCAAAAUGUUUUACCAAGAGAUUUUGGACUCCAUUGCUUUUUUCCCUUUUUUUUCUUUUUUUUUCUUCUUUUUCCUGAGCUGAGCACAAGUUGAUAUUAUAGUUGAAUGUUAAAUGCCAUGUGUAAAACUGGAAAGUUGGAUUUGUGAGUGUAUAAAUGGGAUUUAUGGUGAAAUUGUUGAAGGUUUCUCUGUCUUAAUAUAUCAACUGUCUGAUUUUUUUUUCAGGAACAUAAAAUAGCAUUAAUAUAUGAUACACAAAAUCAUGCAUGAUUGUUAGUCCUAAAGGUUUUCAAGGAGAUUUAAAAAACAUUUGUGCAACAUUGUGGUAAGCUGCUAGUGUGGUGAGCAAUACUGAGAUGAUUGAUAAACUGGUUGAAGUACAUAAGUAUGCAGUGGCAAAAAAAGGUUUGCUAGAACAAAGUUCUUUGUACAGAUAUUUGAAUUCACUAGAUAGAUGAAGGAUGUCAUUCUCCAAAAUUUUGCAUUUUUGCACUUAGGCUUGACUGUUAAAGGGAUAUUGCAACUAGAAUUUACUUUUAAUGUCCUCUUGCACAGUGGUUCUCAAUUCCAGUCCUCGGGACCCCCCCAAGCACUGUAGCUUUUCUAUUCUACAAGGUUUUCCAGAAUUUGAAUCGGGGUGUUUUUAGACAUGAAGCAGCAAAUGAACGUACUUGACUGCCGUACUGUAAGUCUCGAGGAUGCGAAUUGAGAACCGCUGCUCAACAGUUUGAAGGUAUUUGCCUUGUCAGACAGACUCGUCUUACCCCAAAAACAAAUAUGUCUCUUGCUGCCAAUUUACAUUGAAUUUCUUCCCAUUUUUCAGUGUAUCUAUCUUUUGCUGCACUGGAUAAAAAUGGUCAAAUUCUCAUACUAAUCUGUUUUACUGGUUCUCCAUUGACUGUAGAAAAAAAUAUUAAAAACCCUAUAACAGCAGGCUUAUAAGAGGCAAGAUAAAUCCCUUACAAGGCAUCAUCUUAUUGCACACUUUUCUGAUGACAAGUGCAUAAAAGGAGAAGCCUUUGGUAUAUUUAAAACACAUAACCUGGAAAUGCAAACUGGCCAGGCACUGAAACAAAUAUCCCUGUAUCGGUCAUCUCUGGUUUGUUGUUUUUACCUAUUUGCCAUCAUUUGUAUGUAGCCUUUAUGUCAAUAAUUAAUGUAAAAUAAAUGUCUGUCAAUGUUUUUUUGUCGCACAUGUUUAAGGAAUGUCUAGACUGGAGUUGGUUUUCUGCUUAUGUGAAUGUGUAAAUCAGUUUGAAUAUUAUGAUUUGGUAUAUUGAUGUCAUCGGUCUCACAGGGCUGAUCUUGACAAAACUUGUCAACAGUUGAAUAAUUAAUAAAUACAUAUUUGAAUAGUGCCA